Molecule: messenger RNA, 1569 nt
Organism: Eucalyptus grandis
Lineage: Eukaryota; Viridiplantae; Streptophyta; Magnoliopsida; Myrtales; Myrtaceae
Product: spidroin-1-like
Exons: 4
Coding region: 1-1569 (522 amino acids)
Source: RefSeq, a predicted model, not a curated record
AUGAAAGAAAGAGUAAAUCCAAUAUCGGUGCCGUAUGGCUCAAGAUGCUGUGCUGUUCCGACCCUCAAGAAAACUCUGCUGUGCGGUGAGAUCGUAAAGCCCCUGAAUAUUUAUGAUUCAGAGGGUUCCGACGAGGGGUGUCUGCGGGCGUCGGAUCCGGUAGGGUCGGGACUCCGAGCGGCGGGGAUCGGUGGAAACGAGGCAACGCGGGCGAAGCACGGGGUCACGGCGGGAGACCUCGAGCGCGGGCGAGAGGCGAAGGCGUCGUCGGGCGGCACGGCGAGACCGGCGGGCGGCGUCGCGGGCGGAGCAGGGGCUUCGACGCGUUUCGGCGAGGCAACGUCGGAUCCGGGCCGGCUGCUGUGGGCGAGGUGCGGCUGCGAGAGGUGUAGUGGCCCCGGUGCGGCGGUGGCUUCGAGCGGCGACGGGGACGCGGGGCGGCUUCGCGGUGGCGGUGCGGCACAACGACUCGGAUCUAUUCGCGUCGGGGUACUACCGCACGGCGAUGGCUUCGUCGAGAUCGUGGAGCAACGGUGCGAGGAGACUCGGAGCGGUGAUGGCUGGGCGCGGGCGUCGCGGAUCGUGGCUACCACGGGGACCUCGGAUCUGCGGGCGCGGUGGUCUUCGGGCGAGGCGGAACGCGGCGAGACCGAGGGAGCGGUGGCAGCGUCGGGGAAAGGCAGCGGCGUCGUGAGCGGUGCUGGGUCGCGGCUUCACGAGGGGAAGGUAGUUGGGCGUCGGGGCACGGACUCCUGUGGAUCGUCGCCCGGUGGCACAAAUCAGCGAGGCUGCGGAGGCGAACCGGUGGCGGAGGAUCGGGUCGCGGCCGCUGUCGCGAUGGAGCAGGGGAGGCUCAGAAAAAAUAAAGCUGGUGGGUCCGGCGAGGGAAGUCUCCAGCUAAGGUUCCGGCGAGGGGUGUCUGCGGGCGCCGGAUCUGGUGGGGUCGGGACUCCGAGCGGCGGGGAUCGGUGGAAACGAGGCAACGCGGGCGAAGCACGGGGUCACGGGCGGGGAGACCUCGGCGCGGGCGAGGCGAAGGUGGCGUCGGGCGGCGUCGGGCGGCACGGAGACCGGGCGGCGGCGUCGCGGGCGGAGCGGGGGCUUCGACGCGUUUCGGCGAGGCAACGUCGGAUCCGGGCCGGCUACGUGGGCAAGGGUGCGGCUGCGAGAGGUGUAGUGGACGGGUGCAGCGGCGGCUUCGAGCGGCGAGGGGACGCCGGGCGGCUUCGCAGGUGGCGGUGCGGCACGGCGACUCCCGGAUCUAUUCGCGUCGGGGUACUACCGCACGGCGGUGGCUUCGUCGGAUCGUGGAGCAACGGUGCGAGGAGACUUGGAGCGGUGAUGGUGGGCGCGGGCAUUGCGGAUCGUGGCUACCGUAGGGACCUCGGAUCUGCGGGCGCGGUGGUCUUCGGGCGAGGCGGAACGCGGCGAGACCAAAGGAGCGGCGGCGCGGUCGGGGAAAGGCAGCGGCGUCGUGAGCGGCGCCGGGUCGCGGCUUCACGAGGGGAAGGUAGGCUGGGCAUCGGGGCACGGACUCCUAUGGAUCGUCGCUUUGGUGGCACAAAUUAG